CUGCAAGAGCCCUAAACACAGUGCAUCUGCCUGCAGCCUGCCCGCACGCUGCCUGCAGCCUGCCCGCAUCCAGCACCUCGCUCCUCAGCCAUGCUGCUGCUCCCACUGCUCCUGGAGGUCACCCUGCUGCGGCUGGUCCGCAGCUCUCUCCACCCCUUCUACAACGGCUUCUACUACAACAACAUCAUGAAUGACAAAGGCAACGGGCAGGAGAAAGUAGAUUACUUCAGUGGGGCCAGACUGGUGGUGGAGACUCCCAAAGACCCCAUCUACAGCUCCAACGGUGCCAACGUCACCCUGCCUUGCCACUACCACUAUGAGCCCGACCUGGAAGCCAAGCGCAAGAUCCGCAUCAAGUGGUCCAAGCUGCGAGAUGACUAUACCAAGGAGCAGGACGUGCUGGUGGCCAUCGGCAAGACCUACAUGUCCUUCGGGGACUUCCGUGGCCGUGCUCACCUGCUGCAGGCUGAGCGGCGCCCGGCCUCGCUGCUCGUCAGCGACGUGCGCUUGCAGGACGACGGCAAAUACCGCUGCGAGGUCAUCGACGGGCUAGAGGACGAGAGCGACGUGGUGGAGCUCCGCCUGCAGGGCAUCGUGUUCCCCUACCAGCCUCCCCACGGGCAGUACAGGCUCAACUUCCACGAAGCCGAGAGAGUGUGCCAGGAUCAGGGUGCCAUCCUCGCCACCUUCCACCAGCUCUUCCAGGCCUGGAGCGAGGGGCUGGACUGGUGCAACGCAGGUUGGCUGGCCGACGGCACCGUGCACUACCCCAUCCGCCUGCCGCGCAAGCCCUGCGGAGGGCUGGAUCUCGCCCCGGGCAUCCGCAGCUACGGCCCCCGCCACCGGCAUCUGCACCGCUUUGAUGCCUUCUGCUUUUCCUCUGCGCUCAAAGGAGAGGUUUUCUACCUGGAGCGCCCGGCCGGGAUGACGCUGGAGGAGGCCAAGCAGAGCUGCCAGGACGCAGGGGCUGAGAUUGCCCGGGUGGGGCACCUCUACUCCGCCUGGAAGUUCCAGGGGCUGGACCGCUGCGACGCUGGCUGGCUGGCAGAUGGCAGUGUCCGCUACCCCAUCACCAAGCCCCGGGCCAACUGUGGCCCCGCAGAGCCUGGUGUCCGCAGCUUUGGCUUCCCCAACAAGGGCAGGUUCGGGGUCUUCUGCUACAAGGAGAGAUAAUGAGCCAGGAGAGCAGCUUCUUGGCCAGAGGAUGUUUGAAGCCUGACAGUGCCUGGUGUCGGUGUUUCCCAGGGCUGCUCGGGGGUGACUGGGGGGAGAUGGGUUGGGGUAAGGCUUCUUUUUGUUUUGUUUUGUUUCCUUCCUUUGUUUUUUCGGUCACACCUUGCUCAGCAGUUGGCACACACAGCUGCUCAGGGCGGCUGCCAGUUGGGGCAGUGUGGGACCAUCCCAGUCAUGGGCUGUAUGCAAGGACGAUCCCCAUGCUCUGCUGCCGCCCUUCGUGGCCCCUGUCACCCCGUGAGUGGGGGCCUCUUCCCACAGCGGCAGCACGUUACAGGCACCCAUCUGCUCUUACAGCUCACAGGGUGCAAGUGAAGUGAGGCUUGAAUUGGGCCAGAGGCAGGGCAGAGAUUAGUGCCUUUUGUUGCAUCCUGGCUUCUCUUGCAGCCCUGUCUCCAUCCCGCUGGUAGAUGCCAUUGUGCCUGUCCCAGUGGGAGCACCAGUGCCUUAUCUCCCUGUGCUCCUUGCCUGGACACCACUUGAACUCUAGUGCCAUCUUCUCCAGACAUUUGGUCAUGAAAAGAUGUAUUUUCCUGGGGCUCUUCUAAUAAACCAGUGGAGAAAGCCCUGGA
Pogoniulus pusillus (Red-fronted tinkerbird) is the source of this 1805-nucleotide messenger RNA. RefSeq names its product hyaluronan and proteoglycan link protein 3 (gene HAPLN3). Gene Ontology annotation, cellular component: synapse; perineuronal net. Gene Ontology annotation, molecular function: hyaluronic acid binding. Gene Ontology annotation, biological process: central nervous system development; skeletal system development; positive regulation of neuroblast proliferation. NCBI's taxonomy places the organism in Eukaryota, Metazoa, Chordata, Aves, Piciformes, Lybiidae. The transcript is spliced from 5 exons. The record is from RefSeq and is a predicted model, not a curated record. The coding region runs from base 91 to 1173 and encodes 360 amino acids.